AUGUCGUCUACGGUAUCGUCAAGUACUAGAGCAGCUCUACAGCAAUUGUUUUCAAGGUAUGGGUUUCCUUUAGAAAUUGUUUCGGACAAUGGUCUUCAAUUUAUUUCUCAUGAAUUUUCGCAGUUUUUAAAAUCUGUUGGUGUUGUGCAUACUCUGAUUCCUGCUUAUCAUCCAAAAUCUAAUGGAUUAGCCGAAAGAUAUGUGCAAACGUUUAAAUAUGGUCUAGAUAAAAUGUCAGCUGAUAGGAAUGAUAACUCAUCUAUUGGUAACAAAAUUCAGCGAUUUUUGUUAAUGUAUCGUUCGACUCCUCACAGUAUGACUGGAAAGUCACCAGCUGAACUUUUUCUAGGUGGUCAUAUAAGAACAACAUUACAUUUACUCCAUCCCUGCGCUUCUUCGCAUGUUGAAAAGAAACAAGCCGAGCAGAAAUUUUAUCACGACCGUUCCCAUUCUAGAAAUUAUAGUUUUUCACCUAAUCAAAUUGUGUGGAUACGAUCUCAUAGAAGUAAACAAAAGUGGACUCAAGGCACAUUAUUUAAGCCAGAAGGUUUUAACACAUGGGUAGUCAACAUUGAUGGUAAAAAAAUUUUUAGCGCAUAA
Molecule: messenger RNA, 600 nt
Organism: Uloborus diversus
Lineage: Eukaryota; Metazoa; Arthropoda; Arachnida; Araneae; Uloboridae
Exons: 1
Coding region: 1-600 (199 amino acids)
Biological process (GO): DNA integration
Molecular function (GO): nucleic acid binding
Source: RefSeq, a predicted model, not a curated record